CCUCGCGGGGCUAAACCUAGGGUUUCUUAAUCUACAGCCGCCGCCGGAGGGAGCAGGGAGGGAGGGCAGCGAUGUCGGAGAAGAAGCAGCGCCCUGGCGGGGCCAGGAAGGACGAGGUGAUCACCCGCGAGUACACCAUCAACCUCCACAAGCGCCUCCACGGAUGCACCUUCAAGAAGAAGGCCCCCAACGCCAUCAAGGAGAUCAGGAAGUUUGCGCAGAAGGCGAUGGGCACCACAGAUGUCAGGGUCGAUGUGAAGCUCAACAAGCACAUCUGGAGCAGUGGUAUCCGCAGUGUGCCAAGGCGCGUCCGUGUCAGGAUUGCACGCAAGAGGAACGAUGAGGAAGAUGCCAAGGAGGAGCUCUACUCUCUUGUCACUGUCGCCGAGAUCCCCCCGGAGGGGCUAAAGGGCCUGGGCACCAAGCUUGUCGAGGACGAUGAGUAGAUCUGCCCGUGUACCUGCCUGCCUCUAUGAAAGCAAAUUUUGGUGUUUUUGAGUUUGUUAGCACUAUGUUCAAUAUCCUUAUGAGGAAACGUGCGGUGUCUCUUGAUGUCUCCAUCGCUUUCUCGGCUUGGUAUUGAACUCUUCAAGAUACCUGGGCGGUUUGUGGAUCCAGAUCGUUUGUGCAGCUAUGCUAGAUGUCUGAUGAAUAUCAUGAAUCAUGUCCCGUUUCCAUUUGAA
Molecule: messenger RNA, 683 nt
Organism: Panicum hallii
Lineage: Eukaryota; Viridiplantae; Streptophyta; Magnoliopsida; Poales; Poaceae
Product: 60S ribosomal protein L31-like
Exons: 2
Coding region: 72-446 (124 amino acids)
Biological process (GO): cytoplasmic translation
Cellular component (GO): cytosolic large ribosomal subunit; ribosome
Molecular function (GO): structural constituent of ribosome
Source: RefSeq, a predicted model, not a curated record